This is a messenger RNA of Priapulus caudatus, 1623 nucleotides long. RefSeq names its product gamma-aminobutyric acid type B receptor subunit 2-like. Gene Ontology annotation, biological process: gamma-aminobutyric acid signaling pathway; G protein-coupled receptor signaling pathway. NCBI's taxonomy places the organism in Eukaryota, Metazoa, Priapulida, Priapulimorpha, Priapulimorphida, Priapulidae. The record is from RefSeq and is a predicted model, not a curated record. Gene Ontology annotation, cellular component: G protein-coupled receptor heterodimeric complex; membrane. Gene Ontology annotation, molecular function: G protein-coupled GABA receptor activity.
AUGCGUCGCUGCAGUAAGCUAUCCCUCAUUGACGGGAAGCAGGAGAUGUGUGACGGAGGACUCGGCACGAAGGUGCUCUUCGAGCAGCUGCACACGCCGCCGACGAAGAUCAUGGUGAUAGGAGCCGGCUGCUCCAGCGUAACGCAGCCGACAGCACAGACUUCGCAGUACUGGAACCUCAUCCAGUUAUCGUAUUCGAGCGCGAGUCCGGCGUUGUCAAACAGAGAAAAAUAUCAGAAGUUCUUUCGGGUAUUUCCGCCUGAGUCGACGAUGAAUCCGGCAAAGUUCGACUUGCUAAAGUAUUUCGGAUGGAAGAAGGUCGCUACCAUACACGAAACGCAAGACCUUUUCUCGCUGGCUACGACGGAGUUCGUGAAGGCGGCGAAAGAUCAUGGCAUCGAGAUUCUGACGGCAGAAAGCUUCGCAGCCGAUCCUUACCAACAAGUGACCAAUAUCAAGUGGCAACAGUGCAAUUUUAAUCGCAGCCUGCAGAACUUCCAGUAUACGGAUGACCGCAUGGCCUCCAUCUUCUUUAUGGUGAUGAACAAGACCAAAUUCGAAGGCGUCUCGGGUCCUGUCGCCUUUAACGAGAACGGAGAUCGCCUAGGUCUGCUGCAAGUAGAGCAGAACCAGGAUGACAAGGAGAAUAUGGUGGCAAUCUACUACAACGAUCGCUCCGUCACCGACGUCAACGUCACGCGCCUGGAGUGGCUCGAGACUGCCGCCAUCUUCUGGCAAGGUGGCGGACCUCCAGUGGACUCGGUGAGAGAGGUGAUCCUGCCCGUGGUCGUGCGACUCAGCCUGUUCCUCGUGAUGGCGGCCUUCGCUGGAGUCGGCAUCGUGCUAGCGUUCGCCUUCCUGAUCUUCAAUAUUAAGUACAGAAAUCAAAGGUACAUCAAGAUGUCGAGUCCCAACUUGAACAACCUAAUACUACUGGGAGCUCUACUGUCCUACGUAUCGAUCAUCUUCAGCGGUCUCGACUCCGGGCUGGCCAGCCAAAAGGCGUACAGCGUUCUUUGCCAGUUGAACACGUGGUGUCUGUCGCUGGGCUUCUCGCUCGCCUUCGGCGCCAUGUUCAGUAAGACAUGCGCGUUCACAAGACUCCAAACAAGAAGAUGCAGCGCAUGGGUGAUAAAAGACUACCAGCUGAUGGCGCUGGUGGCGGUGCUAGUAAUGCUGGAUGUCGCCAUACUGAUGGCAUGGCAAUUUGUCGACAAGCCAGUUAUCACCGUCGUCAACCAAACAACAUACCCAAACCCUCUUAAUGAGGACGAACUCAUCAUUCCACAAAUGAUAGUUUGUGAGAGUAAAGAGAAGCACUGGUACUUUGCCGGUGCACUUUAUGCAUAUAAAGGUUUAUUAUUAAUAUUUGGAGCUUUUCUCGCGUGGGAAACUCGGAAAGUAUCCGUGCCUGUCCUAAACGACUCCAAAUACAUAGGUUUAAGUGUAUAUAACGUGGUUGUACUAUGCCUCAUCGGUGUGCCUAUUGCAUUUGUGAUGAAAUCGGAGAUCGACCUCACGUACUGCAUGCUCAUCUCUGCGUUCAUCCUCUUCGCUACGACACUCACCAUCUGCCUUGUGUUUAUUCCUAAGCGAGAGACAAAACUAGCGUACGAUCCUUGA